Molecule: messenger RNA, 1065 nt
Organism: Mangifera indica (mango)
Lineage: Eukaryota; Viridiplantae; Streptophyta; Magnoliopsida; Sapindales; Anacardiaceae
Product: proteasome subunit alpha type-2-A
Exons: 12
Coding region: 165-872 (235 amino acids)
Biological process (GO): ubiquitin-dependent protein catabolic process
Cellular component (GO): proteasome core complex, alpha-subunit complex; proteasome core complex
Source: RefSeq, a predicted model, not a curated record
ACUGCCUAAUUUUGAACUAACCCAAAGCAUAGGGCUAUUUUUGAAAAAGCCCAAAUUCUCAGUGUCCCCCUCUUCAAGAAACCUGAAAGUAUACAAGCAGAAGAACAAAGCAAGCAAACCAAAACCUGCUUUCGAUCUCGAAGAAGGUUUCUUUGAUUUGAAACAUGGGCGACAGUCAGUAUUCGUUUUCUCUAACUACUUUCAGUCCUUCUGGGAAGCUUGUUCAGAUUGAGCAUGCCCUGACGGCUGUUGGAUCCGGCCAAACAUCUUUAGGAAUCAAAGCUGCUAAUGGAGUUGUCAUUGCCACUGAGAAGAAACUACCUUCUAUUUUGGUUGAUGAAACCUCUGUUCAAAAGAUUCAGACCUUAACUCCUAACAUUGGCGUUGUUUACAGUGGCAUGGGUCCAGAUUUUCGAGUUCUAGUUCGAAAAAGUAGGAAGCAAGCGGAGCAAUAUCACCGAUUAUAUAAAGAGCCAAUCCCUGUUACACAGCUUGUUAGGGAGACUGCUGCUGUUAUGCAGGAGUUCACUCAAUCAGGUGGUGUUAGGCCUUUUGGAGUUUCAUUGUUGGUUGCGGGAUUCGAUGACAAAGGUCCACAAUUAUAUCAGGUUGACCCAUCAGGUUCAUAUUUCUCUUGGAAAGCUUCAGCCAUGGGGAAAAAUGUUUCUAAUGCAAAGACAUUUCUUGAGAAGAGGUAUACAGAGGAUAUGGAACUUGAUGAUGCUGUUCACACAGCAAUUUUGACAUUGAAGGAAGGGUUUGAAGGCCAAAUUUCUGGCAAAAACAUUGAGAUUGGCAUAAUUGGUGCGGACAAGAAAUUCAGAGUACUUACGCCAGCUGAAAUUGAUGAUUACUUGGCCGAAGUGGAGUAAGUUGCAUUUCAUGUAUCGAAGAAAGUGGCAUUAUUGCUCUAUGAUCUUUCAAUAGUUAGAUUUUGUGAGAGAUUGAAUCUGGUUGACCAAAGUGCUGAGCAAGCACAAACUAUAAAUUUCAGUGACUGAUAAUGGAACUGUUUGUAAUCAGAAUGACAAUGUACUGGGCUAAAAGCAUUUCAAAUUUUUUUUU